UACAUAAGGUACCCGGGCUGAACUGAAAUCCUAUCAGUUAAGAAUAUGAAUGGCCAAUAAAAUAACCUCAUGGUGUAGGCUAUUCUGUCUAUCUGUUUUGAAGACAAGUCCCUUUGGGUGAAGGAGAAGGGGUCAAUCUUUCUCCAAACAGCAAGAAAAAUCAAUAGGCUCAUUAAUCAAAGUCCGUGUUCUUUAACUACCAGGAGUCACCUUCCAAUCAGGGCAGAGAGAAAGCAUUAUGAUAUCAUCCCUGUAGCCAGUCUCCGGGUGAGUUUAGACCUGGCUUUGUUUGAGCUUGCAGAGAGAGCUGCUGUAUUUGGAGAUGAGGAGAGACGGAGAAGAAGCAUGGUCGUAGGGCGGGGUUUGGGUCUCUGGAUCUCACGUCUCCUCCCGCCGCCGCCUCUGAUAGGAUUACAGUUCAGCCCGGUUACCAAGUCGGGGAGCUUUUUCACACAAACAGUUAACGCCCACCCACUGAACCGGGAAAGUCGCUUCGAACCAAACAGCGUGCUUCACAUUCAACAGUCUAUUCGGUAAUCGCCCAACGCAAAGGAGCGCUCAUUAUAGAACAGUUUGAGAGCGCGACAGAGAGAGAAGUUAAAUGAACAACACUUUCGUUUGUUUCUCGCAGGAUUUAAGGAUAUUUACACCGAUUUCUAGUCUUUUUUUUAACAACGUUUUGCAAUAUUUAUAUUUUUUCCUCGGUCAAAAAGCCCAUUUUUUGAUUUAUAUUCUAUACAAGGGACCGUUACAUAAAGUGAUUAAAAACGUUUGGACGCGUCAUCUCUGAACAAUCUCAAGAAACUGCUGAGUGCACGCAAACAUGCCGUCGCUUCGAGAUUGAACAGGUUAGCUCGGAUUUCCGUUAAGUAUUUACAACUAUUUGUGACUGGGCACCGGACAGGCAGACUUUACCUCAGAUGCACCUCACAUACAUGACAGACCCCGUUUAGAGCACAGAGGAGAGCGAGGAACAAAAACAUACCGGCUCAAACUAAACAAACCGUUUGUAGUUUGACAGUUAGAGGCGGUUAUGCCAGCCGCUGACUUCGACAUGGUGUUUGACAGUCCCCGGUUACACGGGGGUAAAGCCCCCGCCUCUACCCCCAACAACGAGAACGUUGUCCCGGCUUCCCUAAGCAGUCCUGCCGUGGAUAUCCUGCGGAACUUCUACCAUACCAAGCGUGUGGGAAACUACUUGAUCGGGAGGAAACUUGGAGAGGGCUCCUUCGCUAAAGUCCGAGAGGGACUUCAUGCCAUGACCGGAGAGAAGGUUGCAGUAAAGGUCAUAGAUAAGAGGAAGGCGAAGAAGGACUCGUAUGUGACGAAGAACCUCCGUAGAGAGGGUCAUAUCCAACAGAUGAUCAGACACCCCAACAUUACCCAGCUGCUGGACAUACUGGAAACUGAGAACAGUUACUACCUGGUGAUGGAGUUGUGUCCUGGAGGAAACAUCAUGAACCGGAUCUACGAUAAGAAGAAGUUGGACGAGAGAGAGACUCAGAAAUACGUUCGGCAGCUGGUGAUGGCUGUGGAACAUCUACACAGAGCUGGAGUGGUGCACAGGGAUCUGAAGAUUGAGAACCUACUUUUGGAUGAACAGGACAGCAUCAAGCUCAUCGAUUUUGGUCUCAGUAACUGUGCAGGGAUCCUGGGUUACUCAGACCCGUUCAGUACGCAGUGUGGGAGUCCAGCCUACGCUGCUCCAGAACUACUGUCCCGCAAGAAGUACGGCCCCAAGGUGGACGUCUGGUCCAUAGGCGUGAACAUGUAUGCCAUGCUGACGGGCAGCCUUCCCUUCACCGUGGAGCCCUUCAGUCUCAGGGCUCUGCACCAGAAGAUGGUGGACAAGGAUAUGAACCCUCUACCGCCCUCUCUCUCUACAGCGGCCAUCUGUCUGUUGAAGAAGCUGUUAGAACCAGAUCCAGCUAAGAGACCCAACAUCCACCAGGUCAUGGUCGACUCCUGGCUACAACUGGCUAACGCUAACACUGGAGCACCCUACCUCAACAGGAUCCACAUUGAGGAGAUCAACCACAUGGUAUUACUGCAUAUGACAGAGAGGAUGGGCUACAAACACAGCGAAGUGCUGAGUGCCGUGCUCACCAACAGAGCCUGUCACACCCUGGCUGUCUACUUCCUGCUCAACAACAAGAUGAAGAGGCUCUCCAAGGAGUACAGGGAGAAGGUGUACCAGGAGAAGGAGAAGAAGACAGAGAAGAAUGAGUACUUCCAAACCCAGUGGAGAAAACACGUAGAGAAGGUCACCAUCCCUCCUAAACAGACUCCCGUCUACCUGGCCGUUAGCAAGGGCCCGAGCAAGGAGAAGAAGCACAGGAAUGGUCUUCUGCGAGCGGUGACAGGUAACUUCCACCGUGCUUCUCCUCUCGCCCCGUCCGGCACCGUCGCCUCGUCCUCCAUGGAAUACCUAGAGAUCCACCCCCUCUUCCCCCGCACGCCACAGCCAAUCAGGCGCCUCGAAACUCUCCAGGUGGCCAAUACUAGCCCAGACCACAUCCCUGCCCCCCCGGCUCCCUCUCCAAUAGGUAUGCAUUCCUACGACUCCCUCUCCAAAGCCGAGCCAAUCGACGACGUUGUGGUUCCUGCCUCGGCCACUCCCUGGUACAAACUGACCAAUGGGACCUUCUCCCCUCCGCGACAUGUCUCCGCCUUUCACCCUGACUCCUCCUACUUAAAAAAGGCGACCAUCCCCAGCCCCCCCGUCCUCAUCGUCAACCCCCAGCCUAAAAAGUCCUCCUCUAACUCGGGUGACUGGUGCGGGUCAGACACCAGCUGUAGCCCCCCAGCUCCUUCGGCAGCCCCCAGGAGGCUCAGCCUUCUCCCCGCCCAAAUCAGCCUUCUCCCCCCUCAACCCGUCAUCUGCCUUCAGUCCUCCGUCCUCUGGGGGCAGCGUUGAGCCAGACAGCCCCUAUCACCGCGGCAGUAAGUUUCCCUCUAUGGGCAUCGGUCAGAUCCUGAAGAAGAAGGUUCCCUUCCAGCCGUUCAGUUUCAGGGCGGAGCAAGCGGUGGAAGAGGAUCUGGUGUCUCCGCCCCCUUACCACAUGCAGACGCUGCUCUGCGCCUCCGGGGCGCUCAAGACCCUCUGCUGAAGCAUUCUGGGUAACGGAACAAUGGCGAUGAUCAAUGACCAUGUGGAGGAUUAUGGCUCUGGUCCAAAGUUAGUGCCCAAUGAAAACGAGGAGAUAAGAUGUCGUCGUUUCAGACAGUUUUUUAAUCUCUAUCAUACUUCCUGCGUCCUAUUUUGGGGCAGGAAGUGGGCGUGGUUCUUCCUGAGCGGCCUUGGAACUUUUGUGAACUUUGACCCUGUGAACUGUCCUCUGCUGAGGCAGUCACCAUGACGACACUAUGACUCUAGAUACACAGAGACACUGUCUGUUGGAGUGAAAGACUAUAAAAUAAAACACCGAAGACUAAAGGUGGUUUGAAAAUUAAAUGAAAAUGACUGUUUGUACUGUCAACGAUUGUUUCUGCUGGUGAAAGGCCUUUGUGAAGACAAGCUGUGACUCCAGUGACUGGAACAUGUGAAGUAAAGCUCUACAGUGUCAGAGUUUUACCUGUCGUUGUUACAUAUUGUGUUGUGAGAGAGGGCUGAGUGACACACACACACACACACACCCACACACACAUUCAGGGAAAUUAAGGUGAGGUUUAUACAGUGGAAAUGGCUGUAUUAUCUAACUAUUGUAAACCAAACCUACAACGAUGUCAGGGGCUGAUUUCCCUGGAAGACUGAUGUGUCAUUGUUCCAGGACGUUCCUUCAGCUUGAUAUGACUGUGGUUGUGUACGUUAAGCCACAUAGUUCGAGUCAAGCAAUAUACCAACAGCUGCCUGUCAGUCUCACCUUUCUGCUGUCACAUUCAUUAAAACCAAACAUGCUGUGAUCUGUGGUUAAGAUAAGUCGAUUAGUUAUGUGGAAUUUCCGCUUUGGUUUCAUUCCAUCGGAACCUGACCAUCAACCGUGGGUUCUACCGCAGAAUUAGAACGCGUUCUAAUUCUACGGUUUCCACGGUGAAUUGUGUUCCACUGGAACCAAACACUGCAGAAUCCUAGCGAUUUUAGUUUGUUUCUUAGCCAGUCACAUAACCGUCCAUACCGCUCUGACCUCCCUAUAGGGUUGUGUUCUGAGUCCAACUGCCAACCUGUUAUACAAUCAGCUUCUAUACGACAGUGGAAAUAUACAUCAUUCUAUAUGACAGUUUAACUAUUAGACCAUCCAUUCCUUAGGCUGCGUCCCGAAUGGUAUUCUAUUCCCUACAUAGCACACUGCUUUUAACCAGAGCCCUAUGGACUAUAGAAUGUGUAGGAUACCAUUAGGGACUCUGUUAGCAGAUCUACCUGUUGAGACAGACAAGUUAUAUAAAAGUGUCAAAGGGAUUACAAUGAGUUGCUGAGUGUUGUAACCCUGCCCUGCCUCAGACUGAAACAGGAGGAGGAGGAAGAGGAGGGUAGACCUUCCACUAUCACGGCACGUAAAAGUGAUACAUUUAAUAUCGUCUUUAAGGGAUACUGACUGUAGUUUGUGCAAUAUUGCUAUGUGUGUGUUCUGCCUGCCGUAAACAACGCUAUUACCAAGGUGCUUUCUGAAUGAAUGGAAAAAAUGGGUGUUGUAGUGCCAGUUUACCGUGUAAUUAAUAAUACUGUAUGAUUCCGGAGGUUCUAAAGGUUCCCGAUGAUGGAUUCUAGUGUUCUGUAUUCUAUGAUUUUUUUUAAACUACCUACUGUCUUCUUGUACAUAUUGACUGUGACAUUUGCCAGUGUCACACCGGUGAUUCGCCAGACUGUAUUGGGACGAACAAACGCUUCCACUUUACACAAUGCUUCUCCCUUUUGACAUAGAAUGUGUUUCAUAUCUGUCAACACUUGCAUGCAAGACUGUUUUAAUACCGAUUUUAAUACGAACAUUUAAAAAUCUUUUUGAACUUUUUGAAAAUAUGAAAAUGUCUUUGUAAGUGUUUUUUUUUUUUUAAAUGUUUUUUUAUUCUGUUGUUGAAAUGAACGGACUUGAUUCAAGGUUCUUUUGUGAUAAAUAGCUUUUUUUGCUUUUGAGUGUCGAGAUUUUUACGAUGGCUUAUAAAAUA
Molecule: messenger RNA, 5100 nt
Organism: Oncorhynchus tshawytscha (Chinook salmon)
Lineage: Eukaryota; Metazoa; Chordata; Actinopteri; Salmoniformes; Salmonidae
Gene: hunk
Product: hormonally up-regulated Neu-associated kinase
Exons: 10
Coding region: 1034-2917 (627 amino acids)
Biological process (GO): protein phosphorylation; intracellular signal transduction
Cellular component (GO): cytoplasm
Molecular function (GO): protein serine/threonine kinase activity; ATP binding
Source: RefSeq, a predicted model, not a curated record